UUUCUCCCCUCAAGAUCACAAAAAGAAAAUGCAAAACUCCACACCUUUCUUUCUCUUUCUUCUUUCUCUCUUAAUUUUCUCCACAUCAGCUCAGCCUGCAGGAAUCUCAACUGCAUGCAAAUCCACCCUUUACCCCAAAUUCUGCCACUCCCUUCUCUCCUCUUUCCGCCUCUCCCCGCCGGAUUCCGCCGCCUACGCCGCCUUCUCCGUCCACCAAUGCAUCAACCACGCCACCGCCCUCACCCGCUUCCUCCGCCGUCGUCACCCAAUGCUCGUCACCGCCGGAGAGAUUAGCGCGCUCGACGACUGCGCCCACCUCGCCGACCUCACCGUCGACUACCUCCGGGCCGCGGCGGCGGAGCUGAGGGCCUCCGACGACGAUCGGCCGGCGACGGGGAGGGUGGAGGCGCUGCUGAGCGCGGUGGUGACUAAUCAGCAGACGUGCCUCGACGGCCUCGCCGGCGCCGGCAGUGAAAUCGUGGAUGCUUUCAGUAACGCGUCGGAGCUUUACAGCGUGUCGUUGGGGCUGGUUAGGCCCGCGCUGGGAGUGGGACGGCGGCGGAAUGUUGCCGCCGCCGCGUUUGAGUGGGCGCGAAGCCCGAGCUUUGUGGCCACCAAGGUGUUAGAGUCAAGUGAAAGGGAAGGAAGAAUGGUUGAAGAGAUGGAGUGGUGGGAAAAGCUGGGGGUUAAGGUGAGGGGAGUGGUGAGGGUUAGUGGUGAUGGAGGCUUCAACUUCACCACAAUCGGAGAGGCCAUUGCACAUGCACCCAACAAAACCAACAUCGAAGACGGCUAUUUUGUGAUCUACGCAAAGGAAGGCUACUAUGAAGAGAACGUUGUGGUGGGGAAGCACAAGAAGAAUAUAAUGCUCGUCGGCGAUGGAAUCAACCGCACUGUCAUCGUCGGAAACCGCAGUGUGGCCGAUGGCUGGACAACCUACAAAUCUGCCACUUUUGCCGUUUAUGGGGAGCGGUUCCUGGCCAUAGACGUGACGUUCAGGAACAUAGCGGGUUCGGCAAAGCACCAGGCGGUGGCGCUUCGAAACAACGCCGAUCUCUCCGCCUUCUACCGCUGCAGCUUCGAAGGCUAUCAGGACACGCUAUACACCCACUCCCUCCGCCAAUUCUACCGUGACUGCGACAUCUACGGCACAGUAGACUUUGUGUUUGGCAACGCCGCCGCCAUUCUCCAGAACUGCAACCUCUAUGCUCGCAGACCCCUACCCAACCAAAAGAACAUCUUCACAGCCCAAGGCCGAACUGAUCCCAACCAGAGCACUGGGAUUUCCAUUCAUAACUGCACCAUCCAGGCCGCUGAGGGAUUGAACUCGACGCUCAGUUUUCUAGGGCGACCGUGGAAGUUGUAUUCUCGGACGGUUUUUAUGCAGUCUUAUAUCGGAGAUUUGAUCGAUCCUGCAGGGUGGUUGGCGUGGGAUGGGACGGAGGGAUUGGAUACGGUUUAUUAUGGGGAGUUUGAGAACUAUGGCGGCGGGGCUAAUACUAGCAUGAGAGUGCAGUGGCCCGGGUAUAGUGUGAUGAACGCUUCACAGGCUGUGAAUUUCACUGUGUACAAUUUUACAAUGGGGGAUACUUGGCUCAACUAUACUAAUAUACCUUUCUCUCAAGGCUUAUUGUAGGCCGGGAAGGGACAAAAUGUUUUAGUGCAAAUUGUAAUCUAAUUCUAAUGUAUACAACUCCUU
This is a messenger RNA of Ipomoea triloba (trilobed morning glory), 1699 nucleotides long. Its product is annotated as pectinesterase-like. The coding region runs from base 29 to 1636 and encodes 535 amino acids. Gene Ontology annotation, biological process: cell wall modification. The transcript is spliced from 3 exons. The record is from RefSeq and is a predicted model, not a curated record. Gene Ontology annotation, molecular function: pectinesterase activity; pectinesterase inhibitor activity. NCBI's taxonomy places the organism in Eukaryota, Viridiplantae, Streptophyta, Magnoliopsida, Solanales, Convolvulaceae.